AGGGGUGCCAGGCCCCGCGGCAAGAUCGGUAUCCCCCCCCUCCCUGUCCCAUCGGGGCCGCCCCGUCCACCUCCCCGCCGGCGCUGGGUGCGGGCCGGCGCAGCCCCCUCCCACAGCACCUUCUCUCUGUGCCCCCCGCCCCCCUGGGGGAUCAAGUUCACGCCCGACCCACCGAUGCGGGGCCCAAUGGGGCCGGGGCCCAUCUCCAUCCGGUCCGGCCCGGCCCCGCCGCUCUCAGAGGCCCCAGCGGCGCCCCAGCAGGGAGGCAGCGGCCGGCAGCCCCCGCAUGGAGCCCUAGGGCAGCGGGCAGCAUGUUCAGCCCGGACGGGGGGCUGCCGGCCGCCCCUUUCGGCCUUCUGACCGACGCCGGACCGCCCUUUCCCCGCGGCAGCUUCGACGGGGCGCCCGCUCAGCCGCUCUUCUUCCCCUUCGCCGCCACCGCCGAGCCCGAGCCCGCCCGCGACCCGCCGCCGGCCCGCGCCUGGCUGCCCCCGCCCGCCCCCGCGCCGUCCGCCAAGGUGGAGGCACGGCCGGGCCGGCCCUGCAGCCAACCCGAGCCCGAGGCCCGCACCGCCGCUUGCUGCGGCCCGGCCUGGCCGCCUCCGCCCUGGGCCGGCCCGGCUCCCUCCGGCCCCGCCGCCCUGCCCGGGCCGCCCUUCCCUGGCCCGGCUGCCCCUGCCUUCCCUGGCCCCCAGCUCUGCCCCGCCGCGCUGCAGCCGGGCUCCGGCGGCCCGUCGGGGCUGGGCAGCAGCGGCAGCUCCAGCGGCGCCGCCAGCGAGGGCGGACACUCCAGCGACAGUGGUGAGGAGGAUGCACCAACCUCAGGAGAGCUGGAGCAGUUCGCCAAGGACCUCAAGCACAAGCGCAUCAUGCUGGGCUUCACCCAGGCUGACGUGGGGCUGGCGCUGGGCACCCUCUACGGGAAGAUGUUCAGCCAGACAACCAUCUGCCGCUUCGAAGCGCUCCAGCUCAGCUUCAAGAACAUGUGCAAGCUAAAGCCGCUGCUGCAGCGCUGGCUCAACGAGGCGGAGAACACAGACAACAUGCAAGAGAUGUGCAAUGCAGAGCAAGUACUAGCGCAAGCCCGGAAGAGAAAACGCAGGACCAGCAUUGAGACCAAUGUGAAAGGGACACUGGAGAGCUUCUUCCGCAAGUGUGUGAAGCCCAGUCCACAGGAGAUCUCCCAGAUCGCUGAGGACCUCAACCUGGAUAAAGAUGUGGUCCGGGUCUGGUUCUGCAACCGGCGUCAGAAAGGCAAACGGCUGCUGCUGCCCUACAGCAACGAGGCAGAGGGGAUGAUGUAUGACAUGAACCAGCCCCUGGUGCCCUCCACUCUGCCCAUCCCAGUGACAUCCCAGGGCUACAGCCUGGCACCCUCCCCUCCUGUCUACAUGCCGACCUUCCACAAAGCUGAGAUGUUCCCACAAGCGCUGCAGCCUGGGCUCUCCAUGAGUAACAGCAGCCACUGAACCAGGGGCUGUGGGCUCACUGCAGGUGGGCUGGGGCUCUGAGGCAGCCCCCCUUGCCUUUGGCUCACACAGGCAUAGCCCUGCUUCUGCUCGCUGGGCUGAUGUGUGCAGCUUUUGGGGUGCGAGGGGCUGAGAGCCUGACCCAGGGAUGGUGCCUGCUCUCUGCAGAUGCUCCCAGCCCUUCCCUGUUAUGUGAGCUUACUGGUCCCAGCAGUGUUGGCCCCUCUCUGACCUCUCCUGGGGGCAGCUCCUCCUGCCCCACUGCACCCUCUGAAGCCACAUGUGCCCAGGGCUCUUGAGCCUGUGCCUGGCCCCAGCCCAGCUGCUCUCCUGCGAGACGCAGAAAAAAGUAUUUUUUAGAUUUUGGGAAGGGUGGGGGGAGGUGGUGGUUUUAUUUUUUUUUUUAAAGGUUUUUGGUUGUAGUUUUUAAAAAGCAAAAAUUGUUGUAGUGAUCUAGUUUCCCAGGUGUCUCCUUCCGCCCUGUCAUGUAGAGAAUGGCUGGGGUGCCAUGCGCAGGGCCAAUGGCUCUGGUGGCUCUGCCCACCCUCCUGGGCGGCCAUGAUGAGCCAAGGGCUGGGGCAAGAAGAGAAGAUGAGCCCCCCACCACCCCUCACCCUGUGGCACAAGAGAGCUUCACUGCUCUGUGGGGCAGCUGAUAAGGCUUGUUUGGGAUGGGGGGUCCUCCCCAGUGCUUUGUGCCCAGCAUCACUCCCAAGCCCCCACCCCCCCGCUCUACAGCCGCUGUCCCCCGCCCCAUCCCAGCUGCCCAGAGACCACCUUUCCCUGGAGGGCCCAGCCCAGGGGGCUUACACCACCCUGUCCAUGCUGCUAGCACCCCACACUUUCCAGCCUGCUGUAGUUAAUGAUGAUUUUAAAUUUUUUUUGUUCUUAAUCACAUUUCCUCUGGCAGUGAAAUAAACCUCAGAGUUCUUUGA
This is a messenger RNA of Vidua macroura (Pin-tailed whydah), 2404 nucleotides long. RefSeq names its product POU domain, class 5, transcription factor 3-like. Gene Ontology annotation, biological process: regulation of transcription by RNA polymerase II. The transcript is spliced from 5 exons. The record is from RefSeq and is a predicted model, not a curated record. The coding region runs from base 312 to 1469 and encodes 385 amino acids. NCBI's taxonomy places the organism in Eukaryota, Metazoa, Chordata, Aves, Passeriformes, Viduidae. Gene Ontology annotation, molecular function: RNA polymerase II cis-regulatory region sequence-specific DNA binding; DNA-binding transcription factor activity, RNA polymerase II-specific.